Molecule: messenger RNA, 3344 nt
Organism: Schistocerca piceifrons (Central American locust)
Lineage: Eukaryota; Metazoa; Arthropoda; Insecta; Orthoptera; Acrididae
Product: WD repeat-containing protein 75
Biological process (GO): positive regulation of transcription by RNA polymerase I; positive regulation of rRNA processing
Cellular component (GO): nucleolus
Molecular function (GO): RNA binding; protein binding
Source: RefSeq, a predicted model, not a curated record
GGUAUGUUUACAAACUUAUAACACGUGGGUAGUAUUGUUGUGGGUGAGAAUCGACAUGGGCACCAUGGAAAAAGAAUGUGAAUUAAUUGUGAGUCGGAAAGGUGGUGGUAGUGUAAUCGAUCGCCAGCCCGUAUUUUCGAAAGAUGGACGGAUACUCUUUGUUGUCUGGGGGCCAGCCAUCCGCUCAUAUAGUGUUCAGACGGGUGAACUGAUUGACAGCUACGAAGGAUUGAAGUCAAGAGCAGUUGGUGUUGUGUUGAAUCCAGACAAUUCUGAUCAUAUUGUUGCCUGUUCACAAACAGGUGAAUUAAUUGAAUGGAACUGGAGGACUGCUGAACAAAAGCGAAAACUGCAACUGGAUUUAAAUUAUAAGAACAACAAACCCAAGUUGAUUGUGAAUUUUUAUGUUGCAAGAACAAUAGAAAGGAAGAUUAAAGUGUUCUUAGUAUGGGGGUAUGAAAAGGAGAAAAAUGCAAUUGUUGACAUUUUUAAUUUUACAACAGGCAAGAUCUCAAAAACAAACUUUGGACAGUGCAGAGUUGACAGCCAUUCGCACAGCACUGCUAUCGGAGGAAGCAAUACGGGUAUCUGUAUUGCUGGCAUAAAACAGAAUGAGCUAUUUGUAAUUUCUUCAGAAGAUGGUCACCAAAUGAGACAAUUCCUUGGUGGACAACGUUGGUUCACAUGUGUUGCAUGCCAUCCAACAGAGGCGUGUGUUGCAACUGGUGACAAUUCGGGUCGUUUGCUCAUAUGGAGGGGUUUCAAUCCAGGAUCCAAACCAGUUUAUGGAGUGUAUCACUGGCAUACACUACCUGUAAGAGAUGUAAUAUUUUCAAGUGCAGGAACAUAUGUCUACACUGGAGGUGGUGAGGGAGUUUUAGUGAAGUGGUCCCUAGAUGCCUCACAGCAGCGCAGUUUCUUGCCACGAUUACCAGCCUCUAUCGCCCACAUUUCAUUAUCUUCAGAUAACAGAUGUAUAGGCAUUUCAACAGAUGAUAAUGCAAUUCAAAUAAUUGAUCCCCAGUUCAAACAUUUAUCUGUCGUUCAACAUUUUACAUGGGGAGUUAGGCCUGUGGCUACUGCUCCUGGAAGACCCGGACCUCUCUUCCCAGCCAGGUUAACAAGGGAUCCUCGCACGCAGUCCUUGGUACUUAAUGGACGCACAGGACACAUACAGUUUUUCUCAGUGCACUCAAAAACACUGCUAUACAAUCUUGAUGUUACAGGACAGAACUAUCUAACUCAGGAACGAGGUGAAGUUAUAGUUAACACAGAAGUAAUUAAGGUUGCCUUCAGUUCUGCUGGAGAUUGGCUUGCAACAGUGGAGCAGAGAGACGACAAUGAAAUCAGCCCUGAGUUGCGCCUAAAAUUCUAUUAUGACAGCACUAAGCAGACGUAUUCAUUGAACACUGCAAUAGAACUGCCUCAUAAGAGUACUGUCUAUGCCUUAGAAUUCCAACCAUCUGCCAAUCUCAACCACUUGUUGGCUGUUACUACUGGUGAUGACCAAAAGUUUCGAAUUUGGGGACUUACAGAAAAUUCAAGCUUAUACAGUAAGGGAGUGACAUGGAUCUGUGAGAGUGUUGGCUUUUACCAGAAUUUGCCAGCAGGAGCUGUAAGUUUCUCCACUGACAGCUCUUUGUUGGCAGUCGCUUUUGGAUGUUGUGUAACAGUCUGGAUUCCUGAAACUAAUGAGCUCCAAUGUAGCCUUACUCAUACUACAAAUGACAAAACCAUUAGUCAGGUAAACUUUGGGCAACAGGACUGUGUCCAUCUCAUUGUUAGUGCUUCUCCAUGUGGAAUAUAUGUGUGGAACGUAAUAACGUUAUCAUUGAUGUGGAUGGUGCCUUUCAAGCUCAGCAUUCUGGCUGCUGAUCCAAAAUCAAAUUUGAUGGCUGCUGUGUCUGCUGAAAAUGAAUUGGUUAUAUUCCGACCAAACUGCCCGCAGCCGAUGUUCAGAAAACCAGCUUUGGUUGAUUCUGAGAUUGUGGCAGCUGCAUUUGUUCCACACACAAGCUAUCACACUUCUCUGGUGUCAUGGCAACAAACUUCUCAGCUAUAUUUCUUGGAUUCGAAUCAAGAACUACUUGUACUGGAAGAGGAAGGUGCCAAUAAGUACAUUGACUCGGUGGCAUUAGAGACGGUGCCAUCAUCUCUGAAACUUCCUCAGACACCAUUCAGUGCUCUUAUAGCAGAACAGACAAAAUCAUCUGUUUUGGAUCCACUUGCAGAGACUCAUCUACAGUUAGGAAUUCCUGGUGAUAAGGCAAUACGAGAAUUGCUGAAGCCACCUGCUCACACCAUGCCACCAAUCUCUCUGCUGUGUGCUCCAUUCUUACGUGCUUUAAUAGUAACAAAGUCUAGGAAAGAAGAUGGUAGCAUGGAAAGAAAUGAUGAUGAGAUGGAAGCAGAGGACUCAGGAAUGGAGACUGAUGAUAGUGAAACAUCUGUAGUGAAACCAGUACCUCCUACAAAAAGUGAUAAUAAAUUGGACCUUCAGCAAAAAACACCUAAAGUCAAAUCACAAAAGGUGGCUCUUGCUGAUAUAGAAGCAAAAUUGGAAAGUAUUCUCCAUGAAAAUGUUAACUGGUCUUUUGCACUCUUACCUGAGAAAUCCAGCCCAAAAACAGAGUAAAUUUACACAUCUUUCAAUAUUUUCUGUAAAAAAUUAAAAACUUUCAUUGUUUCUGUUGACUUGAGAAUUUUAAUAUCACAAAAAAAUAACAGUAACAUGGAAACUUGUAUGUGCCUGUUGAGUAUGCUUUUUGCGAGGGACCAAAACUAAAUAGCACUGAGAGACUUUUCUUUCAAAGUUGAUUUGAAGAUGACAUAUUUAUAUAUGUAUAAUAGAAAAGUGAACAUAGUUUAUAUACAGUAACCUGAUUAAUUUAUCUACUGCAUUUUGUAAGUACAAAGCUCAUGCCAUGACUACAGCAGUUAUGAAAAGUGCUAUACAGGACAGUGUGUUGAUGUCAAACUCUCUGAAACCUCUACAUGCCUACAUUAUAUUUGACUGUUUCUUACUGCAGGUCAUGUGAAAUAUCUGUUUUCAGAACAACACACUGACCCAUUUAUAUGAGUUUCAAGACACCUUUUUGACUACAUAAAAGGGGGUAGUAAUUUCAUAUGGAAAAUUAUGUGACAGCACUUCCUUUUAGUGGCAGUGAAAGCAAAUGUAUAGUUUUAUAGCUGUACAAAUAUGUAAAAAAGUUCUUACAAUAUACAUUAUGUAAGUCAGAAAUUAUAAAUAAAAUUAUUACUUUUAAAAUAAUAAAUAACACAUGAGAAAAAUGUGAUACACUCUGUACAAAACUUAUUGGUUGUAAUAAAAUAUUUCUUACAUA